Molecule: messenger RNA, 4598 nt
Organism: Marmota flaviventris (yellow-bellied marmot)
Lineage: Eukaryota; Metazoa; Chordata; Mammalia; Rodentia; Sciuridae
Gene: Dgki
Product: diacylglycerol kinase iota
Biological process (GO): phospholipase C-activating G protein-coupled receptor signaling pathway
Cellular component (GO): plasma membrane; glutamatergic synapse
Molecular function (GO): protein binding; ATP-dependent diacylglycerol kinase activity
Source: RefSeq, a predicted model, not a curated record
GGAUGGAUGCUGCGGGAAGGGGCUGCCAUUUGCUGCCCCUGCCAGCGGCGCGCGGACCUGCCCGGGCUCCUGCAGCCGCCGCCGCCGCCGCCGCCAGCGCCGUCCGCGGGCCGGGCCUCUACAGCGACGCCGCCUCGGCUCCCUCCGCGGCCGCCAGAGCGGUCGCCAUGAACCCCAGCUCCUCGGCGGGAGAGGAGAAGGGGGCGACGGGCGGCAGCAGCAGCAGCGGAAGCGGCGCCGGGAGCUGCUGCCUGGGCGCCGAGGGCGGCGCGGACCCGCGGGGCGUAGGAGCAGCGGCUGCGGCGGGGGCCGCUGCCCUAGAAGAGCCCGCGGUCGCCGGCCAGAAGGAGAAGGAUGAGGCGCUGGAGGAGAAGCUGAGGAACUUAACUUUCCGGAAGCAGGUCUCUUACAGGAAAGCAAUCUCCCGGGCAGGCCUCCAGCAUCUGGCUCCUGCACAUCCUCUCAGCCUUCCCGUGGCAAAUGGUCCAGCCAAGGAGCCCAGAGCAACUCUGGACUGGAGUGAGAACGCCGUGAACGGGGAGCACCUCUGGCUGGAGACCAAUGCCUCAGGUGACCUCUGCUACCUGGGAGAAGAGAACUGCCAAGUCCGAUUUGCAAAAUCGGCUCUCAGGAGGAAGUGUGCAGUCUGUAAAAUCGUAGUCCACACCGCCUGCAUCGAACAGCUAGAAAAGAUUAAUUUCAGAUGUAAGCCAACGUUUCGAGAAGGAGGCUCAAGAUCACCAAGAGAAAAUUUUGUGCGUCAUCACUGGGUGCACAGGCGUCGGCAGGAGGGGAAAUGUAAGCAGUGUGGUAAGGGCUUCCAGCAAAAGUUCUCCUUCCACAGUAAAGAGAUCGUGGCCAUCAGCUGUUCCUGGUGCAAGCAGGCGUUUCACAAUAAGGUGACCUGUUUCAUGCUGCAUCACAUUGAGGAACCCUGCUCCCUGGGGGCUCAUGCUGCUGUUAUAGUCCCGCCCACCUGGAUCAUUAAGGUGAAGAAACCUCAGAACUCCCUGAAGGCUUCCAAUCGGAAGAAGAAGAGAACAAGCUUUAAAAGGAAAGCCAGUAAAAGAGGAACUGAACAGGAAAACAAAGGUCGUCCUUUUGUGAUAAAACCCAUCUCUUCUCCUCUCAUGAAACCCUUGCUGGUGUUUGUGAACCCCAAGAGUGGAGGAAACCAGGGAACCAAAGUCCUACAGAUGUUCAUGUGGUAUCUGAAUCCACGGCAAGUUUUUGACCUUUCGCAGGAAGGGCCAAAAGAUGCGCUUGAGCUCUACAGGAAGGUACCUAAUCUGAGAAUUCUGGCCUGCGGUGGGGAUGGAACGGUGGGCUGGAUCCUUUCCAUCCUGGAUGAGCUGCAGCUGAGCCCCCAGCCUCCUGUAGGGGUCCUUCCUCUGGGGACUGGCAAUGACCUGGCUCGAACUCUCAACUGGGGCGGGGGUUACACAGAUGAGCCGGUCUCUAAGAUCCUAUGCCAGGUGGAGGACGGGACCAUUGUACAGCUAGAUCGCUGGAACCUCCAUGUGGAAAGGAACCCAGACUUGCCUCCAGAAGAGCUUGAAGAUGGCGUAUGUAAGCUUCCUCUGAAUGUUUUCAAUAAUUACUUCAGCCUUGGAUUUGAUGCUCAUGUCACACUGGAGUUCCAUGAAUCCAGAGAGGCAAAUCCAGAGAAAUUCAAUAGUCGUUUUCGAAAUAAAAUGUUUUAUGCAGGGGCAGCUUUUUCUGAUUUCCUACAGAGAAGUUCUAGAGAUCUAUCCAAACAUGUUAAAGUUGUCUGUGAUGGAACAGAUCUCACCCCAAAGAUUCAGGAACUGAAGUUCCAGUGUAUAGUAUUUUUAAAUAUACCCAGAUAUUGUGCUGGCACAAUGCCCUGGGGAAACCCGGGAGACCACCAUGACUUUGAGCCUCAGCGUCAUGAUGAUGGCUAUAUUGAAGUCAUUGGAUUCACCAUGGCCUCUUUGGCUGCCCUGCAAGUCGGGGGCCAUGGAGAAAGGCUGCACCAGUGUCGUGAGGUCAUGCUUCUAACGUACAAGUCCAUCCCCAUGCAAGUGGACGGCGAGCCCUGUAGGCUGGCCCCGGCCAUGAUUCGGAUCUCCUUGAGGAAUCAGGCCAACAUGGUUCAGAAGAGCAAGAGGAGAACCUCCAUGCCUUUACUCAAUGAUCCCCAGUCUGUCCCAGAUCGCCUGAGGAUCCGGGUGAACAAAAUCAGUUUACAAGACUAUGAAGGAUUCCACUACGACAAAGAGAAACUUCGGGAAGCUUCCAUUCCUCUGGGUAUUCUAGUUGUGCGUGGAGACUGUGAUCUGGAGACUUGCCGUAUGUACAUAGACCGCCUACAGGAGGACUUGCAGUCAGUUUCUUCUGAUUCCCAGAGAGUUCAUUACCAGGACCAUGAAACCUCCUUCCCCAGGGCACUCUCGGCUCAGAGGCUGUCCCCUCGGUGGUGCUUCCUAGAUGCAACUUCUGCUGACCGCUUUUAUCGAAUAGACAGAUCUCAGGAACAUUUGCACUUCGUGAUGGAGAUUUCCCAAGAUGAGAUUUUUAUUCUCGACCCAGAUAUGGUGGUGUCACAGCAGGCGGGGACACCUCCCGGCAUGCCUGAUCUGGUGGUAGAGCAGGCCUCAGGGCUGUCAGACUGGUGGAAUCCUGCCCUGCGGAAACGCAUGCUGAGUGAUAGUGGGCUGGGGAUGAUAACUCCCCAUUACGAGGACUCAGAUAUGAAAGAUUUCAGCCACUCCCGUGUGCUACAGUCACCAGUCUCUUCUGAAGAUCAUGCAAUUUUGCAGGCAGUAAUAGCUGGUGAUCUUAUGAAGCUAAUAGAAAGCUAUAAAAAUGGAGGCAGUCUGCUAAUUCAGGGACCGGAUCACUGUUCACUGCUUCACUACGCAGCCAAAACCGGCAACGGGGAGAUUGUGAAAUAUAUCCUGGACCAUGGACCUUCUGAACUAUUGGACAUGGCAGACAGUGAAACGGGUGAGACUGCACUGCAUAAGGCUGCCUGCCAGCGGAACCGGGCUGUGUGCCAGCUUCUGGUGGAUGCAGGAGCAUCUCUGAGAAAGACGGACUCCAAGGGUAAGACGCCUCAAGACAGAGCACAGCAGGCUGGGGACCCAGAGUUGGCUGCUUACCUCGAAAGCCGCCAAAACUAUAAAAUCCUUGGCCAUGAGGACCUGGAAACUGCUGUUUGACCCUGGUAGAUGGGCCAAGAGGAUGAGUGAGCAAAUCACCUGUGCCCUGCUGGCAGUUGGGCAGCUCCCCUGGAAGAAGAUGAUGGAAUCCAUGUAUCUGUCUGUCUCCUGCAAGAAUCUAUCUGAGACCAUGCCACCAGUUUUUAAGGGCUACCAAGAUGUACAACAGAACAUGAUAGCCCAGUGAGAAGGAGGCAGGCGACCUGGAGAUUUGUGGAAUGCAAGUUCCACAAAAUUUGAUCCUUAUUGCUUCCAGCAAGUAGCAUGAACUUCUGUGUUCACCUGUAUAAUUUAUUUUACAGAUUCAAAGGAUGUUUGUAUAAAAGGCACUGCUCCCUCCUCCCCCAUGCAUUUUCAUCUUUCCCCCGUCCCACACAAUUCUACUGUAAUUACCAUCAACUUAAAAAAAUAUGAUAUCUCUUCUCUUUCCAUGCAGUCUUUGAAGACCACAAGAUUGUCUGAAGGUCUUUUAAAACCCCUCUGGCUGUUCUGCAGAAAUAUUACUAUAAAACCACUUCCAUUUCCAAGACUAAAGAUACCGAGACUACUUAGUGACUCUUUGCAUGCCCUCCCCUUCCCCCUCCUGUUUCAUCCUAUAGGAGCUGGAAAGUGCCACAUGGAUAACGUCAACUUGUGGGCUAAUCUCUGAGGCCUGGUGAGGUGGCAUGGGAGCUGUCUGUGCUCAGAGGUACCUCAGAGAGGUCACCCAGGGGUCGGCCCAGGCAGCUGGGCUGUUUGCCGAUAGCCAUGCAGGACGGGUUCAGCUUGGGCUGUUUGUACAGCUCCGUACUGCCUAUGUGUAGCCAUCUUUGCCUUUUGCUGCAAUAGAGAUGAGCAAAGGAUUAAACAAAGGCCCAUAGCUAGUUUGCAGAACCACUCAAUUUCAAGUGCUGUUUAAAUUGCAGGGCAGAAAACCGUGUGGGAACUGUGGUCACAGGAAAUGGAGCACUCUAACAGCGUUUAGUUCUAGUCUUUGUUGAGUGAUAAUAGAAAGCAACCUAAUCGACUUGGGGUGGGGGGGGACAGCGAAAGCAGAAGUAGCAACGUAUGUCAAGAUAAUACACUGGAGCAAGAAAACAGUCAUAGGAAUGUUGCACAGAAGCUAAUGACAUAGACUCUUGGAUCCAGUGGUGAGAGGGGGUCCAUUUAAGCUUUUCCUUCUAGGGUUCAUUUUCCUGAUUUCCAGGAAGUCUUGACCCAAGGACAAAGCCUUGUUGAAUGAAUCCCACCCACUUCCAGAUUCCCAGAAUGCCUGGCUCUUUCUGAUGGAUGCUUCAUUUGUUGCUUGUCAGGUUCUGAGCUCAUAGCUGAGAACCCUAUUUCCAAGUAUGGGGUAGUCUAAUAUAUUUCUUUCUCUGCAGGCAGUUCUUGGUGCUGUGGCAAUGUGGGAGUCUAGCCAGAAAUGUCUGGGAG